CAAACGCCCGGUGAUCCCUCGGAACGGUUGCGGUGGUGCCGCGGGGCGCGCCGGGCUUUCAGCGGCAGCGCCCUUUCCGCAAGCAUGGAGUUCGCGGAGCUGAUCAAGACCCCCCGAGCGGACAACGUGGUCUUGCACCGCCCGUUCUACCUGGCGGUGGAGGGGACUCUGUGUUUGACUGGCCAUCACCUCAUCUUUUCUUCGCGGCGUCAUGAUAACGCCGAGGAGCUGUGGCUGUUGCACUCCAACAUUGAUUCUAUCGAAAAAAGGUUUGUGGGCUCAUUGGGUACCAUCGUGAUAAAGUGCAAAGAUCUGCGGAUUAUUCAGCUGGAUAUACCUGGAAUGGAGGAGUGUUUGAACAUUGCAAGCUCUAUUGAGGCACUUUCCACCCUGGACUCUGUCACUCUCAUGUAUCCCUUCUUCUACCGGCCCAUGUUUGAAAUCAUUGAAGAUGGCUGGCGCUCUUUUCUGCCUGACCAAGAAUUUGAGCUGCUCAGCUCAGUAACAGAUGAAUGGCGUCUAAGCUGCAUCAAUAAGGAUUUCUCUGUCUGUCCAUCCUACCCUCCGGUUGUCAUUGUCCCCAAAUCCAUCGAUGAUGAAGCGCUUUGGAAAGUUGCCAUGUUCCGCCAUGGCAGUCGCUUCCCGGUCCUCAGCUAUUACCAUAAGAAGAAUGGGAUGGUCAUGAUGCGAAGUAGCCAGCCUCUUACAGGUACGAAUGGGAGACGGUGUAAAGAAGAUGAGAAGCUUAUUAAUGCCACCCUACGGCCUGGCAAACGCGGCUACAUCAUUGAUACCAGGUCCCUGAAUGUUGCCCAGCAGGCCAGGGCCAAAGGAGGGGGCUUUGAACAAGAAGCGCACUAUCCCCAGUGGAGGAGGAUUCACAAAUGUAUUGAGAGGUUUAACAUUCUGCAGGAAAGCCUCAUCAAACUUGUGGAAGCUUGUAAUGACCAGUCGCACAACAUGGACCGAUGGCUCAGUAAACUGGAAGCAUCCAACUGGCUGACUCACAUCAAGGAGAUACUAACUGCAGCUUGCCUAGCUGCUCAGUGUAUUGAUAGGGAAGGUGCGUCAGUACUAGUCCAUGGGACUGAAGGAACUGAUUCGACACUCCAGGUAACUUCUUUGGCACAGAUUAUCUUGGAUCCAAGAUGCAGAACCAUACGUGGCUUUGAAUCUCUUGUUGUAAGGGAGUGGCUGCAGGCUGGUCACCCUUUUCAGCAGCGCUGUGCCCAAUCAGCCUAUUCAAAUAGCAAGCAGAAAUGGGAGGCCCCAGUGUUUCUUCUCUUUUUGGACUGUGUGUGGCAAAUCCUUCGUCAGUUCCCUUGCUCUUUUGAAUUCAAUGAACGGUUCCUCAUUAUGCUCUUUGAACAUGCUUAUGCUUCACAGUUUGGGACUUUCCUGGGAAACAACGAAAAUGAAAGGUCUAAACUGAAGCUGCCACAAAAGACUAUGUCCCUGUGGUCCUGGGUGAACAGUUCUGAAGAGCUGAUAAAAUUCCAGAAUCCUCUUUUUGAGGCCAACAGCCUUGUCAUCUGGCCCUCUGUUGCCCCACAGAGCCUGCAGCUCUGGGAAGGUGUCUUUCUUCGGUGGAACAGGCCUUCCAAGUUCUUGGAUGAAGCCCAGGAAGAAAUGAUCAACAUCAUAAAAUACAACAAGCAACUUCAGGCAAAGGUUAAUGCAUUGAGGAGGCAGAUAGCAGAGAUGGGAACAGAUGAUAGGAUGUAGGAGAACCUGUGAGCUGGCAGGGCUUUGCCUCAGGUCUUUCCUUUCCAGUCCCCUUUAUGUUAAAGACUAAACAUGGAAAGUGCAUGUAUUGCAGAGCCCUCUGGGUACAGCUGACCCUCAGUCCUCCCACUGCUGAAACCUCCACUUCACACUAUGUACCUCUCUGCUUUUUGGGAGGGCAUUUUGUUUUGUUUACAGCAGACAUACAUGACUGGGCACAGCAUCCUCCUCUCUUGACAGCUUUUGUGUCUCGAUGUUGUGUACGGUGUCAGCAGAAGCUGGAACUCUUACCUCCAAGCAACUGUGGAUGACCAGGAUGGGCCAAGAGAUGGGAUGUUUCAGAUUUAUUUUGGACUUAUUCUGGUCUUGUUGAACUCUCUAAACACUCAGCAGGAUGAAAAUACAAAGUUAUGUGUAGAUAGGUAAAGGCGUUUUGUCUGGAAGCACCUUUUCUCCAAGAGUAAGUAAGGCAGCUUAGUUCUUUAGUUUCCUUGAAAAACUAGAGAAUGGUACAAUCUAUCUACAGGUUCUACCAGUCUAUAUGAUACCCUCGGUAGCCUUCACAUCUAACACUUGGGGUUUUUGUGUUGGUAUUGGCUCGGGAGCAGUAAGUUGAAUACCAAACCAGAGUGAGAAGUUUCAGUGCAAUACAAAAUUGAAGUAGGGAUUCUGCUGCUAAUGUUUAAGCCAUGACCUUCAGGUAGAAUUGUCUGGCAUGUAUGAAUGUCUAAGGAAUAACAAACUUCUUUAUUCUACCUGGAAAGCAAAAGGGUUAAGUAGUUGGCAGAGGUGUUCACUUGCAAGACAGUGGCUCAGAGUUGUCCUUUUAACUAGAAUCAAGCUGCCUUCUUGAAACUUUGAACUGCACUGACUGGUUUUCUACACUUGAACAGCUUCUCAGCAUUGCUGGGGUGCAAGAGCAGGGCUUAACCUGCAGCUCAGCAAAACACUUUUGCUCCACCUGGUGUGCUUUUUCCUUCAUGCUCUUGCAAUACAUUUUAUGAAACAUCAAAAGCAGAAGUCAGAAGUUAAGGUGAUCUGGCACACCAGGUAGCUGCUGCAGAAGAAAGGGCCAUCACUACAAAAAUGCUAAUGAUUCAGAUCAUUUGUAGCUGCUAAAACUGCUUGAAGACUUUAGGGAUAAGCUUUUUUGCCAAGUAACUGUAUUUUGUAGCUGGUCUUUGUGGUUCUGUGACUGAAGUCUGCUUUUAUAAAAUCAGAGGUUUUGCUAGAUAGUUUUUUCCCUUAAGAAAAUAAUACAGGUAAGAGGGGAUCUGAAAUAUUAACUCACCUAGGCUUUUGUUCAGCUUGAUUCCAUUGGUAGCUGUACAUGACUGCGAAGACUUGAAUUAACGAAAGUGCACAUGGGACUGUCUAAAAGGGCACUUGCUGUUAGCCUGUUCUACUGAAAUGAAUGGAGCUGCAUCAGGUCAGCAUUGAUCUCUUUGGAAACUGUUGAGCUUCUGUGACAGUUUAAUCUGCUUUUGGAAUGAAGCCGCCUUUAUUUAAAAGCCACUUCAUAUAAAGAUAGAUAUACGUGAGAAUGCAGCAUCUUUAGCUGGCGUAGAAGUAUCUGGAGAGUAAUUGCAAAAGUCAUGUAACCACUAAAUAUAUUCUAAGACAAGUUCUAUAACCAAGAAGCUAUGUAAAGUUA
Molecule: messenger RNA, 3379 nt
Organism: Neopsephotus bourkii (Bourke's parrot)
Lineage: Eukaryota; Metazoa; Chordata; Aves; Psittaciformes; Psittacidae
Gene: MTMR9
Product: myotubularin related protein 9
Exons: 11
Coding region: 85-1725 (546 amino acids)
Biological process (GO): negative regulation of autophagy
Source: RefSeq, a predicted model, not a curated record